Messenger RNA from Crotalus tigris (Tiger rattlesnake), 2727 nucleotides. It is a transcript of the gene TZMP1, whose product is annotated as small integral membrane protein 27. The transcript is spliced from 3 exons. NCBI's taxonomy places the organism in Eukaryota, Metazoa, Chordata, Lepidosauria, Squamata, Viperidae. The record is from RefSeq and is a predicted model, not a curated record. The coding region runs from base 217 to 372 and encodes 51 amino acids.
UGCAGUUGCGAGGAAUCGAAGAGACCUCGCCUCCAUCUAGUUUCAGGGGACACCUGGCAAUCUCCCUGAAGGGUAGGGAAAGAGGAGGGGGAGGGCGGCUUCGGCUCCCUUUUGACUCUCCCGCCUUCCGUUUCCUGCCGCUCCGCGAACAUCACUUCCCGAGGCUUCCUGAGCGAGGCGAGGGCUGGGCGCCAACAGGAGAAGCUGGGGGGUGGAAUGGCGCCGCUAAGCCGCCGGUCUCUGGAAUGGCUCUACUCGCUGAUUCUUCUUGCUAUUGUAUUGCUUUCGUGGGGCUAUGUCAUUUAUGCGACACGAAUAGCAGCCAAAUGGCAAUUGGAGGAGUCAUAUCCCAUACAAGCCCAGAAUAUUUGAAAUAUCUCCAGAGUGGAAUACCACAAAAAUACAGAGACAUUCUAGAACUCCAUCAAUCAUAGUCUGCAAAAACAUGAAUUCCAAACUAGAGUGGUUGAAUCUUCAGAAAUACAGAUAAAGAUAGCAGCUAUGAACAUCUGAUACUCAGUACUAUGAACAUAUAAUUGAGAAAAAUCAGGAAAACAUCCUUGAAUAUCUUAAUUCUUAAAAAAAGAGAAAUGUAUGGUUCAGGCUAGAGCGCAGUAUUCCAGGCAGUCUGCAAGCCAAAUUACAGAAUGCAGCAGUCUUCUGAUUGAAUAAAUAGCCGAUAACCCACAGCUGAUAUGGAAGUAGGCCUAAUGAAAGACAUAAAGCUGAUCAAGAAGCUGAUUUAGCAGCAGAUCAAGAAAUCGAUCUAGCAGCAAAUCAGGAACUUCCAGGCAUCCUAAUAGAGGUCAUUCUGCAAAGUCAUGUGGGAAAAGGACAUAUCAAAUGCAAUCACUAGGAGAGCACUCAGAGAGACAAACCAGAAUUCAUGAACACCAGCUGGCAGUCAACCAGCAUGUCCAGAAGUCCCUGCUCUCAAGCCACAUCAACAAUGAACACCACCAUUUCAACUGGGACAAAGCCAGAAUCAUUGGCCAUGCUAAAAAUCAGCAUGCACGGGAAUUUAUGGAAGCCUGGUACUCUACAAUACAAGAUUAUCAAUAAACACAUUGAUUUAGAACCAGCAUAUGAACCUAUAAGAAACAGAACCAUUCAAGCAACCAAUCAACGACGGGACCAACCACCCCCUCACCAGCUGAAUUUCACACCACAGCCAGUCAAUCACAAGACGUACUGACCACAAUACCACAGAAGAUCUAUAUAAACGAAAGAGAAAUGGAACAAGACACUUCACCCAAGAUCCCGCUGAAGAUGUUACCUAGUUUGGUUAUGAAAUGUUGAGGAGCUAAACGGAAAGCUUGAGAACAACCCACUACCAACCCCCACACACAAACAAAAAACAGUGAGUUUUGGCUUAAAUGUGUUGCAAAACAAUACAUUUCAUUUUAUAAGUGGUUUGAAUUAAAUUUGUUAAUGGAACCAAGGUUCUAAAAUUUUAACUGCCUGUUUGAUUUGGUCCCAGCUCUGCAGCAAAAUACAAAAUUUUAAAUUAACACCAAUAAAACACUUAGUGUCAGCUAUGUACAGAUGUGGUUUUUUGCAGUGACCUGUCUUCCUUUGAAAACUGUGAAACAGAAUCUUAGUGUGAUGAGCUUCAAGGCUGCAAGCAUCUUUGCCUGAAGGCAAGACCUUCACAUAUCUUCCAUCUCUGUUUUACCAGCAUCACUACCACACCUUCUAAUUUGAACAUACCAGUAAUAUAGUAAGCACCAAUAUAACUUGGGAAAUGUGUUGUUCUUUCACUAUUAAGAAACGGUGUUAUUCACUCAUGUGCUGUUAUCCAAUGAUAGAGGUAUUUUCCAGAAGCCUAGUAAAAAUGAGUUCCUCCUAUUUGAAAGUGGCUAUAUUCUGGUUUUACUUGGCUGCAGGGAAUUUUGCUGAGAACACAUUGAGGUCAAAUCUACUGAUUCCAUAAUACAAGGAAUUGAAAAGAUCCCUAAGAUGGGAAAAGUCUAUCUGAUAAAUUUCAAAGAACAUCCAAAUUAUUACUUUCUUCAUAAUCAUUAUUCUGCUGUUUUUGUUUAUAGCUUACUCCCCCGUGGGAUUGUUUAAAGAAAAUCUGCAAAUUAUCCAGUAAGUUGUUUUUGUUUAUGUUCUUUGUAAUAUCUAUUUGUGUAAAAAAAAACAAAAAAGUUAAGGUUGUAGAUUAAGGAAAAACUAGGCUUAAUUUUUUUUAUUUCAUUUAACUUUUGCCUUCAAAUCAUUUUUGACUAAAAUGACUGCAGGUUUUUUGACAAGGUUGUUCCGAAGUGAUUUGGCCUUUCUAAGGCUGAGAAGAGAGGUACUAGCCCAAAGCCACCCAGCUGCCAUUGUGCCUAAGACAGGACUAAAACUUGCCCAGCACCUUUAACCACUUUCUCAAUCAAGAAUAUCUACCAAAUUAGAAAAGGAACCCAAAAAUAUUCUUUGAAAAUAAUGGGAUGUUGCUUGUUUACUUAGAGAUGACUUUAAAAUAUUCUCUAUAGUAGCCAUUUGUGAAUUCUGAAUACUGAACUCCAUUAACAAAUGCAAGUUUGAAGGAUACAUUUACUUUUAUGACCUGUAAAAUGUUUUAUUUUUAUGGCAAUAAAAAUUGGGGCUACUUCCAUUUGACUUACACCAAUUUGAUAUAUACCUAGGAUGUCUAAGUUAAGAAAAACAUCUCUUGUAUAAAUUGUGCAUAAAUAGUACCAAUCUUCCUCUGGAAAAUAAAAACAUGGAGGUAGUGUA